Messenger RNA from Syngnathus acus (greater pipefish), 1023 nucleotides. RefSeq names its product HAUS augmin-like complex, subunit 1 (gene haus1). The transcript has 9 exons. Lineage: Eukaryota; Metazoa; Chordata; Actinopteri; Syngnathiformes; Syngnathidae. The record is from RefSeq and is a predicted model, not a curated record. Gene Ontology annotation, biological process: spindle assembly; centrosome cycle. Gene Ontology annotation, cellular component: cytosol; HAUS complex. The coding region runs from base 133 to 954 and encodes 273 amino acids.
GGCAACAACCCGGAAAUUUGCAAUAACAACACGGAAGCGUUUCGGGAAAAUCUAUACGUCAACGGCGAGCGCGAAAUUGAAAAGCAUCACGGAGCUCUUGUUGACAUCUGCACCUACUUAACUUCUUCAGCCAUGUCGGAAAAGCUCCAGAGGGUGAACCGCUGGCUGGCGGCGGUGUUCGGCGAUGAGGCGGUUCCGCAGUUCGAGGUGACCGCCCGGACGGUGGACAUUUUGGACCAGCUCGCCGAAUCCAGCGAAGCUCGAUGCCAACACGGCAGCCUGCUCGCCGAAGACCUUAAUCAAAAGGCGGCCGAGUACCAGGCAGACGCCGCUCACCUCCAGGCCAUUCUGCGUGAAGAUUUGGGCGUGUCGCUCGCCAGCCUGCCCAAAUCCUGCACGGACUACUUAUCUUCUCUGGUGGACAGCGCCAUGGUCCUGGCGGUACGAGACACGUCAUUCUGCAGUUUGACGCUGGCGCUGAACCGGCUGAGCGACGAGCUUCUGGAGGAAGAGAAGUCCGAAACCAAGUUGGACCGGGAGCUCCUCAACCUCAGGAAGAAGCUGAGCGCCGUCUUGGUGCUCAGAGGACAACUGCAGGAGGACGUGAGCAAAAUGCAUCAGGAACAAAUGGUGGUGAGCGCCAUCACCGAGAAGCGCCAGCUCAACAUGGACUUCAUCAAAGCCAAGACAGAAGAAAUCCAGCACAGACGGGAGGCCCAAGAGGUUCGGCUGGCUGCCAGGAAUAUGAAGGAGUCGCUCAGCCAUCAAGCUUUAGUGCAACUCUCAGCGGAAGUGACCGAGCUACAAGCCCAAAUCAAAGACCUGAAGAAGGAACUGCAGCCUUUCUUGGACCUCAGCCCGAGCCCGUCUCUCGCUCUAGUCAAAAUCGAAGAGGCUAAAAGAGAACUGGCGGCGCUCAACACCCAGCUGGAGAAGUACGUAGACUUCCAGUGAUGCUAAGCAAUGAGACCUAAAGGAAUGUUAUUGUACAUAUUUGACAAAUAAAGCCCAAAAAUGGACGUG